Messenger RNA from Ceraceosorus guamensis, 468 nucleotides. RefSeq lists its product as hypothetical. The coding region runs from base 1 to 468 and encodes 155 amino acids. The transcript has 4 exons. NCBI's taxonomy places the organism in Eukaryota, Fungi, Basidiomycota, Exobasidiomycetes, Ceraceosorales, Ceraceosoraceae. The record is from RefSeq and is a predicted model, not a curated record.
AUGCCACCUAAACGCAAGACUCAAAUCGCUCCGGUAGCAAAGCGAUCCGACUCUGACAUCGAGAGCGAUUCUCCCAAUGAGAAGGAAGAGAGCGGGAGAAAAAGAAACAAAAGACAAGAGGAUGACUUUGUGCCUUCGCCUAGCGAGAACGAGGACGGUGAUGCAGAUUUCAAACCUAGCCCUUCGAAGAAGUCUGGAUCUCGUGAAGCUGGAAUUGCAAGUGCUACCGCUUCGCCUAAAGCGAGCAGCAAGUCGAGCGCGUGGAGCGAAGCCGAUCACAUUACCGCCCUGUCGUUGAUGCUAGGUCUUUCAGGUGAUCUCAAUCUGACCAAACAAAAGAAGGAUCUGAUCGGAAAAGCGCUGGGUCGAAGCGACACUGCGGUGCACCACUGGUGGAAUGGAAAGACUCGCAAGCAAGUAACAGAUUUGGUUGCACGUCUCAUCGCGGAAGCAAAAAUGGCCAAAUGA